This is a messenger RNA of Pungitius pungitius (ninespine stickleback), 2119 nucleotides long. It is a transcript of the gene nt5c1bb, whose product is annotated as 5'-nucleotidase, cytosolic IB b. The record is from RefSeq and is a predicted model, not a curated record. Lineage: Eukaryota; Metazoa; Chordata; Actinopteri; Perciformes; Gasterosteidae. The transcript is spliced from 6 exons. Gene Ontology annotation, biological process: adenosine metabolic process; nucleotide metabolic process. The coding region runs from base 120 to 1202 and encodes 360 amino acids. Gene Ontology annotation, cellular component: cytosol; cytoplasm. Gene Ontology annotation, molecular function: nucleotide binding; magnesium ion binding; 5'-nucleotidase activity.
ACUCAUAGACACACCACCCUUUUUUUUUCAUUUAACACAUAUCCGCAAAGUUUACAAGCAUCAGAUGCCUCACACCUAAUUGGGUUAUUUAGCUUUUUUUAAACUCGGAGCGGAUAAAGAUGAGUGAAAUCAAAACAAAGGGUUCCGCCGGGACCGAAGACCCCGGAGAGGAGAAGGACUGGGCCGAGGCCAAGGCGUUCUUUGACAACCUCAAAACCCACAAGCCGAGACCUCCCAAGCCCCAGUACGCGGUCACCGUCGCCGUCUCGUCUCGCACCCUCUUCGACAUGGUGGCAGAGAGGAAGAUCUACGAGGACCAAGGACUCGAGAAGUACGUGGCCUAUCAGCGGGAUCACGAAGACGAGCCGCUGAAGCCGGGACCCGCGUUCCCCUUCGUCAAGGCGCUGAUGACCGUCAACAACCGACUGAGGCUGCUUUACCCGGAGAGCGAGGAGCUGUUUGACAUCGUCCUAAUGACCAACAACCACGCCCAGGUUGGCGUACGCCUCAUAAACAGCAUUAAUCACUACGAUUUGACCAUAGAGCGGUUCUGUAUGACCGGGGGGAAAAGUCCCACGGGCUACCUGAAGGCCUACAUGACGAACCUCUACCUCUCCAAGGACUCGGACAAAGUCUCGGAGGCCAUAGAGGAAGGCAUCGCCGCGGCAACCAUGUUCAUGGCGGUAAAGGAGAACGAGUUGAGCGACAGCCAGCUGAGAGUGGCGUUCGACGGCGACGCCGUCCUCUUCUCGGACGAGUCCGAGAUCAUCGUGAAGGAACACGGCCUGGACACUUUCUUUGAGCACGAGAAGGAGUUUGAGAACAAACCCCUCGCACAGGGUCCCUUAAAGUGUUUCCUGGAGGCUCUGGGGAAGCUGCAGAGAAAAUUUUACGCCAAGGACGAGCGCAUGAACUGCCCCAUCCGGACCUUCCUGGUGACGGCCCGCAGUGCGGCCAGCUCCGGGGCUCGCGUCCUCAAGACCCUCCGCAGCUGGGGCCUGGAGAUCGACGAGGCCCUGUUCCUGGCCGGGGCUCCCAAAGGGCCCCUGCUGCAGAAGAUCAAACCGCACAUCUUCUUUGACGACCAGAUGUUCCACAUUGAGGGGGCCCAGGAACUGGGAACCAUAUCUGCGCACGUCCCCUAUGGGGUCGGACAGAAGUACCACAAGGGUAAACUCAUCGUCCCGCCGAAAAAGGAAUGAUCGAGAACUGGUUGAAAAAUCCACAAGGCUCCAAAAUACAACCGUGCAUUUGAAUUGAUCCGGUAAACGAUUACCGGCAAUUGCCUUUUAAUGCCUUUCACUUUUUUCUACUUUUCUUGGAAUACGGUUUUAUUGAUGAGUGUAGGAAUGUUUUUAACUUUUUCACUAAACACUGUUCUGUAGGUAUAAACACCAGAUUCAAGAUGACCCAUUUGUACACAUUUUCACCCUUUGAGAGAGAUUUGUUUAUCAUAUCAUUUGCAUCCAUUCCUUUUUUUACAAUAACAUAUGUCGUUUUUUAAAUCUUGGUUUCAGCUAUUUGUUUCUGGGUGUAAUCUAAAUGAGUAGGAGAAUAUAUCUGCUAUAGUAGAUCUUAUCUUUCCUGCAUUGGCUCUUUAAUUGCUUUUAAACGUAAAGAUUGUGAACUGGUUAAAUUACGGCAAUUUCCACUUGGGCAUAUUGGUCUCUGCUUUUAGUAAUAAAUACUCAUAUGUAUUCUGUUGGCAUAUUAUGAACACUGAUGCUGUUUUUCCUUACGGCCCAUCAUGUAAACGUUAUAUUUCUCUUUAAACCUUUAUACGCCUGUACACUGCACCUCUUUAUCAGGAAGCGCACUGUAACUACACUUUUCUGUCACGUUCUAGUGCUUUUAUAUAGGAACGAGUGCACAUGAACAUUUUUGCAAAUUGGAUUUGAUUUAUUUUCUUAUUGCAAAAAGAUCUAAAUGUUUUCAAAAAUAUACACUUGUUUGAGAAUAUUUGUAUCAUGUUUAGAAAUGUCUACAGACUAUGUAGUGUUUUGAAUUGAUUGUAAUCGUUUACACAAUAACAUGUUUGCACAGUUUCUCUUUUCUGUACUGUGUUUUCUGGGCUAUGGGUGUUGGCUGCAGAGGAAUAAAAGAAUGUGGAGGAACUCCA